AUCCGUUAUGGAACAUUCGACUGCAGGUUGUAAACGCGAAUCCCAAGCGUUUUACAGCAUAAAAGGUUGUUUGUUUACAUUUCCGCAAGGGUUGUGCCGGGAAAACCAUUUCUCUUGCCUUUGCGGUGGAUUUAUAAGCCGCUGGACGCUAAUUUAUAGGCCAAAUACAUUCAAAAGAGUGUCCAAACCUCAACAAUGGUGGACGUGAAAAAGUUUAGUGAUAUCGACAUUUACGGACUGCUGGAGGUGGACAUCGCGGCCACAGAGCAAGAGAUCCGUAAAGCGUACCGUAAAAAAGCCUUACAAUGCCAUCCGGACAAAAAUCCCGACAACCCGAAGGCGGCCCAGCUCUUCCAGGAGCUUUCAAAGGCGCUGGAAAUAUUGAUGGACGUAUCGGCACGCUCUGCCUACGACCGGCUGCUAAACGCAAAGAAAGCCGCCCAGCUGAGAACGAAACAGUUGGACAGCAAACGGCAAAAGCUGAAAGCAGAUCUGGAGGAACGGGAGAGGCAGGCGAAGGAAGCUGCCAAAGGAGGCUACAAAACGGCCAGCAACAAAACACCCGAAGAACUGUUCCAGGAAGAAUUUGAACGGCUGCGCAAGGAAGGCUCAAAGUUAAUACAGGAAGAGCAAGAGCUUAUGCGCCGGCAGCUUCAGGAAGAGCUGCGCAUGAUGCAAACGGCAAGUACACCAAGCUGGGAUUCGUCACAACAUCGGAUAAAAAUUCGCUGGAAAGCGGAGAAGAGCGACACCACAAACGGUGGCUACACGGAAGAAAUGUUGCGCAAAUUUCUCACCAAAUACGGUGAUCUGAUCGCGCUCGUGAUGAGUCCGCGCAAGAAUGGAAGCGCGUUGGUAGAGUUCCGCACGAAAGAUGCUGCCGAAAUGGCGAUGACGUACGAGAAAGGUCGUCUAGACAAUCCGUGCACGUUGGAAUGGGUCGGAGAAGCACCGGCAACGGGAAAGUCGAAAACUGUUCCCGGCGGUGGAGCUGGUAGUACCGUCACGGAACGAGAUUACGAAAGUCUGGUGUUACGGCAGCUACGACAAGCAGAAGAGCGCAAACGAUUGAUUGAACAGAUGAUGAAGGAAGAGGCCGAAGCGGCAGAAGGUGAACCGGUUCAGUAAGCACACAUACAUUUGUAAGGACUUUUCAUUUUC
This is a messenger RNA of Anopheles stephensi (Asian malaria mosquito), 1161 nucleotides long. RefSeq names its product dnaJ homolog subfamily C member 17. The coding region runs from base 196 to 1128 and encodes 310 amino acids. NCBI's taxonomy places the organism in Eukaryota, Metazoa, Arthropoda, Insecta, Diptera, Culicidae. Gene Ontology annotation, biological process: spliceosomal complex disassembly. The transcript has 2 exons. The record is from RefSeq and is a predicted model, not a curated record. Gene Ontology annotation, molecular function: RNA binding. Gene Ontology annotation, cellular component: spliceosomal complex.